Molecule: messenger RNA, 2591 nt
Organism: Physcomitrium patens
Lineage: Eukaryota; Viridiplantae; Streptophyta; Bryopsida; Funariales; Funariaceae
Product: protein MALE DISCOVERER 2
Biological process (GO): protein phosphorylation
Molecular function (GO): ATP binding; protein kinase activity
Source: RefSeq, a predicted model, not a curated record
GGAUACAUUGCGAAUUUCGCGCUACGUGACGCACUGCGCCGCUGUGCCAUCGGAUCGUUGCGAACAACAUGCAACCCUGAGUCGAAAUCGGAACCGCAUUGCCGGGUAACUUGGAGUACAACCCAGUGGGAUCACAGUCGACACAAGUUGCACUAAACCAGGGUUCAUCACCACCCUGUUAUUCGUUGAUUAGGUACCAGCAUCCCUGUUGAUCGAUGUACAGGGCUUGAACGCGGCAGCAGUGGAGUGGAGUCGUGGCAGAGCUGUCAGAUUGGCAUAACCCCCAUUUCUCUCCUCCCGCACCAUUCCUACUUGCACUCGCAUUGGAUCGGAUCCCAUUCCGCCAUCCUUUGCAGUGCCUCCGUGUUGUCUUCUCGCUCGGUGUUGCAGAAAUCUGCUCUGGUCGGUCUUUGCGGAAUCGUUACUUCUCCGCAUGCAGUGUGCCAUGUGAUAUGCAUCUGACGUUGCUGGCAGCGACUGACUGUUGGCAGAAUUGGUCCGCUUUCGUGGCGUAGUGCUGGGUAUGGAAGUUCCCAGAGGUCUUUGUCCCUAUACGUAUCAGACUGGUAGGCGAAGGAGAAGCUACGACGUCCUCAGGCCAUUCCUGAGCUUGCAAGUUUGCCAGUUUGACGGGAAGCUGCUGUGGGUGUCGUAUUUCUGAUCAGAUUCGAGGAGCUUGAAUUUCUUGUCGCAACCGCCAGCCCUUUUAGAAGUCAGGCACCGUUGGAACUUUGAGCAAGCCUUCAUCAGUCUCCGGAGAAGUUUGCGAACAUGGUGUUUGAGUUUUUGGUGCUUGUAAUGUGUCCCAGAGAAAGAGGGGAAGGAGAGCGAGGAAAUGGCCAGAGGGAGAUGCUGUCACUAUGUCUAUAGUCUCGAGAGCACCAGCAGCUUGCGUUGAUCGAUUCGGAGACAGUGUUCGACAAGGUUAUAAUUUUGGAGUCGCACAUCAUGAAGCAGGAUAUGUGGCUUGGUGCUUGUGUUUGGUCGCUGUCUAUCGCAUUAGUUUCCGGCAGAGUUGUGGGUACAUUCCAGGGUGUGUUACGCUCGAGCGAGGAGAAGCAGGAUCCUGAGAGGCAUGAACCGGCACCGUUGCCAUCGCUCGAGGUCAACACGAAGGCUGUCAUGUGGAUGAACGUGCUUCUGGUAGUCACGGCUGUGGCAUUGACCGUCGCCAUCGUGGUUCUACUGUUAAUGAUUCACCGUGUGCAGAAGCGACGCUCGCAUACCUUGGUGUCCGAACCUUGCUGGAAGAGUGGGAGGAUACUCACCCCAUUUGUGACCACAUGCCCACUUCUGAAACGGGAGGAGCUCGAAGCAGCGUGCGAGGAUUUCAGCAACAUCAUCGGUUCCUCUCCAGACGGAGUGUUGUACAAAGGGACGCUCGCUGACGGCACCGAGGUAGCGGUCACGAGCAUCCGGAUGUCCGCCACGGAUUGGUCUGCUUACUCGGAGCUCUCCUUCCGCCGCAAAGUGGAGAGCCUCGCCCGCAUGAAGCACAAGCAUUUGGUGAACCUGGUUGGGUAUUGUUCCGAAGAGGUUCCCUUCACUCGCAUGCUCGUAUUCGAAUACGCCUCCAACGGCACCCUCUCAGAUCAUCUACACAACCCCAAGGAGAUGGAGCACCUGGAUUGGCCGACACGCAUGCGAGUCAUAAUGGGAGCCGCUUACGGGUUGGAAUAUAUGCACCACGACUUGACCCCACCGUGCAGUCACUUGAACUUCGACGCCAAUGCUAUCUAUCUCACGGACGCGUACGCUACGAAGAUUGCCAAUUUUGGCAUUGCCAGGAUGACGCCCGGGAAAAAAGAGUACGAGAAGGGCAGCUGGAUGGGCUUCAAAGUCAGUGAAGGCUACACCGAUGAAUGGGAGAGUUCCGACCGCCAUUGUCCCGGAUUUGAGAGCAACGUGUACAACUUCGGCGUGUUUCUGCUUCAGGUGAUCAGUGGUCGACCGUCUUACUGCGAGCCCGUGGGGUCGACGCUGGUGGACUGGGCUUCGCCGUAUCUUGCCGAUUCCAACCUGGUUGAACAGUUGUUGGAUCCCGAGCUCAAGGCGCACAACUCCGACGAGUUGCUGGCUCUAUGUAAGAUAGUGAAUUUGUGUCUCUCGAACAAGGGCUACAAGAGGCCGUCCAUGCGAAAAGUGAGCCAAAUGAUGGCGGAAGCACUGAACAUGACCCCGGAGGCGCUAACCAUGAAGAUGUCGCCGUUGCUUUGGGCCCAGCUCUCGAUUCUCGACGACAGUACAUGAUGUCGGUUUUCCUGUAAUUCACUCGAUUGUGCAUUCUUUGUAAAGUAGACGUGAAGCUCACAUUUUCACGAGAGAUUCUAGAUUCAGCCCUAGGCUGAGUAGCAUCUGAGGCCCCGGUUGCAGGAAUUAGACGAAGGUAGGAUCACCAUUCUUUGGCCGCUAGAAACUUAGGGCUACUCCUCAGAUUCAUAGAAAAAAAACCAAACAUUGUGAGUACCAUGGACGCUGAUUCUAGAUUCUAGUGUUUGUACCAAAUUUCGAAAUCCAUUGGUCUCAUUUGACGUCCUCGGCCGGCGUAAUUUGGCUUAAGACACUUCAAUGAAACUAAACUUUCUUAGAAA